Labrus bergylta (ballan wrasse) is the source of this 3319-nucleotide messenger RNA. NCBI's taxonomy places the organism in Eukaryota, Metazoa, Chordata, Actinopteri, Labriformes, Labridae. The record is from RefSeq and is a predicted model, not a curated record.
ACUGUAGCGGCAGAGAUGAUCAGCACCGCUGGAUAUGAACGUGUGGCUAAGCUUGGUUAAGCACGGCGACAACAAUACUGUCGUGAAAUGAUUUAAAUGUAGCUUAAAGCAGGGAAGAUGGGGAAAUGACAGGAUUUCUACAUCCUUUCUCAGCGCUCACCACCUCAUCUUCUUGUCAUUGAGGAAGGUAUCUGCGCGUCGUCGUCAGGAACCGUCCGGGAGAUGGACGGGGGGACUGCGGAAACCGGGAAUGACGGGAGGACGAGUGAGGAGGCGGGCGCCGACCUCUGUUUACAGCUUGACCUGAGGACUACAGAUUCAGCCAGGAGAGCUCAGAUAACGGAGAUGCCGUCCCCAUUCGGCCCAGGCCAUGAGAAAAAGAUCGGCCACAGGAGGGUUGAUGCCUCCGGAGAGACAACAUACAAGAAGACCACCUCCUCUGCCUUGCAAGGGGCCAUCCAGCUGGGCAUUGGAUAUACUGUUGGCAACCUCAGCUCCAAGCCUGAGAGAGAUGUGCUGAUGCAGGACUUUUAUGUUGUGGAAAGCAUCUUCUUCCCCAGUGAAGGCAGUAACCUCACUCCAGCCCACCACUACCCAGACUUCAGGUUUAAAACCUACGCCCCUGUGGCCUUCAGGUACUUCAGAGAGCUGUUUGGGAUCCGACCAGAUGACUACCUGUAUUCUCUGUGUAACGAGCCGCUGAUUGAGCUGACAAACCCAGGAGCUAGUGGCUCCAUAUUCUACGUAACCCGCGAUGAUGAGUUCAUCGUUAAAACUGUUAUGCACAAAGAGGCCGAGUUUCUACAGAAACUUCUUCCUGGAUACUACAUGAACCUGAACCAGAACCCUCGGACUUUGCUGCCAAAGUUUUUUGGCCUCUACUGCGUCCAGUGUGGGGGCAAGAACAUCAGAGUUGUUGUGAUGAACAAUAUUUUACCGCGCUCUGUACGCAUGCACCUCAAGUUUGAUCUGAAGGGGUCCACGUACAAGAGGAGAGCAUCCAAGAAGGAGGAGAAAUCAAAACCCACUUUUAAAGACCUGGACUUUUUGAAUGACAUUCCUGAGGGCCUCAAUCUGGACCAAGACACGUACAGCGCUCUGGUCAAAACACUUCAGAGAGACUGCCUGGUUCUGGAGAGUUUUAAGAUUAUGGACUACAGUUUGCUGCUGGGGGUCCACAACAAGAGCCAAGCAGAGCGAGACCAGCAGUCUCAGGGCUCACCUGCAGGAGGCGGGGAUGAAACCAAGCGUGCAGCUCAGAGAGCUUUAUAUUCCACUGCCAUGGAGUCCAUACAGGGAGGCUCCACAUGCAGAGACACCCUGGACCAUGAUGACACUAUGGGCGGAAUUCCAGCUGUGGGCGCUAAAGGAGAGCACCUCCUGCUGUUCAUUGGAAUCAUUGACAUUCUGCAGUCCUACAGACUGAUCAAGAAGCUGGAGCACUCUUGGAAGUCCCUCAUUCAUGACGGGGACACAGUGUCAGUUCACAGACCUGGUUUCUACGCUGAGAGAUUCUUCAAAUUCUGCAGCACCAUCGUCUUCAAGAAGAGCUGCUCACUGCGAUCUUCUCCAUCUAAGAGAGGACGAGGGCCUCUCAUGUCCAAGUCCAGUGCUGGAACGGGUUCAAUUGGAAAGCGUCCCUCAGUAAGUGAUGACCAGCAGGAAAACCAGGACAACUUGGAUAACUUACGAGGAGCUCGAAGCUUUCCCAUGCUGGAGGACAACGGAAAAGAGCCACCCUGCACUCCUCCUUCUUUUGAAGAUGCCACCACAGCUUCUAUUGCAACCACCCUCUCCUCUAACAACUCCUUACCCACAACCCCCUUCGAUACACCUGAGCACCCGCGCUACAGGAGACAGAUGCAUUCCCCAAGUGUGGCAAGGUCACAGAAAGUUGAUGGGGAGAAGCAGGACACCAUAACAGUUCAGGUUGAGCUCAGUAAAAUCCCAAAGAGCACAGAGCUCACACAGCUGACAGAAGAAACCUCCCCCAGCCACUUGUCACCUGAUCGUAUCAUUCCUUCAUCCCUCCCUCCCUCUACCAGUCCAACCUCCACACAUUCCUCCGCCACUCUUCCUCCUUCCUUCAUGUCUUCCUCCUCUACCUCCCAAUCAGUCGGCCAAACCUCCGCCACACUUUCCUCAUCCAUCCGUCCCUCAACCAAACCCCUUACCUCUCCAACAGCCGAUCAGUCUUCCACUCUCUCUUCUCCAGCUGCAAAAUCCAUGUUUCUUGCCCCUGUCCCAAACACCUCCACAGUCCCUCCUGCCUCAGCGUUCACUCCAAUCUGCCCCGCAUCUCCUAACUCCUCCACCCAGAGCUCACCUCACCACCUCCCCUCCUCUAUUCCUGCAAGCCCCCAGAGGCCUCAGCGGGCGUCGCGUCCAUCAUGCAAUCAGCUGUCUUUGUCAAGCAGCCACAACUCACUGGAUGGGGAGGUGCCGGUGUCCGACAUCUACUUUUAUGCAGAUGGCAGAUAUUGGGUGUACUCUCCAGUUCUUGGCCGCCGUAAGCUAAACUCUAGCUCAAGCUCCAAUCAGAAUCAGGAGGACCGAGGCUGGGUGUACUCUCCUCUGCACUGCAGCUCAGAGUCCAGAAGAGACUCAGAAGGGGAGAGCGAUACAUAACUCAAAGCGGAGUCAGCAGUGAUGGGUGGAGCCAGAUGCCGUCUCCAUACACAGAAGCUGGUUGCCAAAACUUCAUGUGGAGUUUUGCAGAGGCUAAAGGCAAACAUACACUAAAUUAAAUUAAAAAAAAAAAAAAAAAGACGCACUGAGUCUGCGAGCAAAAAAAUAUGCAAAAUAAAACCUCAAGGCAUGGAGUCCUGGACAAUCUGACUGACAUUAAUACAAGAAGUAAACAGAGAUCACAUGGUACAAACAGCUGGAGGGCACUGUGAACAACUUAGGUUGCUGCUGUAAUUUGAGGGCCAUGCUGCACUGUGCCAGCUCUGGCUAUGCAAUACCAACAUACAAAAACUCCAAUCAUGCAUUUAUUUUUCACUAAGGGCGUGGCAAAGUUGUAUAUACUUUAAUUUAUAGCACUUUAUACAUGUGGAGUCUGCAGUCAUUUUUCUCUUUUGUGAUCAGCUGUUGUUUGAUGACACUCAAAACAGUUAAUGUGUGUUAUUGUGUGUGCUGUGUAUGAACCGUGGUGGUCUGUCAGUGGUGGUCCACAGAAGAUCUUACUUCAAGUUGACAAUGAAUGGUUGUAUUCAAAUUGCCUUAUUGACUAACACAUUUUCAUACCUGUUUUUGAUAUCUUAAUCACAUGAAAUCAUGAAAAAGAAUAUUGUCAUUAAAUACCAAAUCUUUUCAA